CUUAGAACUAUAGCCAUACAUCAGUUAAAAUCAACUCUCUAGGAGAAGUUGAUGCAAAAGCUUUUCUUGGGCGACUGGAAAGAAGAAUCACCGAUGCUUUCGAAGCUAAGAAAAGUCAGAAGCUCCAUUCUCUCAAAGCUUACUGAAAAAAACAACAAAGAGAAAGAUCAUGGUCCAAUAAACAAUGGUACUUCUACGCCGUAUCCUAUCAUUGCAGAUUCCUCUUUUCUAGAUUCACAAAAUCCAAUUACUGCGAGACAAUUAGAAGCAUACUAUAAUUCAUUAAAGGUGCAGAAUGAAGUUUUGACAGACAAAUUAAACAGGAGCAGCGUCAUCAAAGGGCAAACUAGUGCUAAUAACGUGGACGAGAACACGGCCAAAAGAGCUGAGAAAGUCAGCAGCAGCUGGAAUAAUGCAGAGUCUACCAAUAUUGAACAAGGUAAUAGCGUGGCUGAUGCAAACUCAGACAUCCCAGUCGAAGAGAAUCCUGUUAUUGUCCUUGAUGAAAGUCCUGAACACGAUACGGACAUGGACGAUUAUUCUGAGUCUCUAGGACUACCACAGAUAAUAUCGCAACCAGAUCCUCUAGAAAGAGCAAACUUGGUUCAAUUGAAGAAAAUGAUGGAGUUGGAAAAGUACAGAAGGUACCGUUUGAGUUAUUUGCGGGAACAUACCCGUCAUGUUAAUCGUGCUGGCAUCAACAAAGUUUCAAAAAGUAUAAUGAGACAAAAGUACAGUAAAAUUGGUAAAAGCCUGAAUGCUCAUAAUGUUCCAAAAGAACGCCAGAACAAAAGUGGUAUGUUUGGAAUAAGCUUGUUAGACACAGUUGAUGAUACAGCUAUAGAAAGUGCAGAACAGAAAUCACAACCAGUGAAGCCAAUUGACGAUGAUAUUGGGAAAAAGUUAAAGUUCCCGGCGUCUGAGAAUCCUGCUGAUAAUUUCACGAUGCCCACCAAGGCAAAAAGCUUUAACGCUGAGGAACCAAAGCUUGGCAAUCAAACUAAGGCUAAUGAAAACAACACCGAAAAGACUUUAUCGUUUGGUUCUGUCUCUAACGAGAAGAAAAUCUUCGGUUCUAAUGACACUGCUGCGGUACCUGCAAUUAAGCAGGUAGACACAUCUAUUGACGAAAAGCCUUCAGCUGCCUUUAGUUUUAAUCCCCCAGCACCUACGAAAGCUGUAACGUCAGAACCAACAAACCCAAUCCCUGCUUCAAAAUCAACCGCUGGCUCGAAAAUACCAGUGUUCUCUUUUGGUAAUAUGAAAAGUCCAGUGGAGGCUAAAAAGGAAGCUAGCACACCUACUUUUAAUUUCGGCAAAACUGCAGAUUUGUCAGAGAACGGUUUUAAAAAAGCUAUUAUCGAAAAUGUUCCAGAUGAAGAUGGUUUAAACGAUGCUUCAAUGGAUCGUGUUGUCAAAAGAAAAGCUCCAUCAGCAUCUGAUUUAAGUGAUCAACCUAACAAAUCCAAAAAAGCAUUUUCAUUUGGCUCUCCUGCAUCAUCAUCUUUCACAAUUCCUAAGGCUCCACAAGUUUCUGAAAACCUCUCGUCUGCUACAAAUUCCCAACCUUCUAAGCCUCAGGAUGUAUCGCUUGAACCGAAAGUAGCGAGCGGCUUUCAGUUUGGAAAAUCUGCAUCGAAUCCUUCUCCGCUAGGCCCUUUAUUGAACUUUGGCAAUUCCAAGGUUGAUGAUACAAGUAAAUCCUCGUUUGGAAGCACGACAGCUACUGCGGGAAAACCUUCAUUUUCGUUUGGUACUGCUAACAGCAAAGCCACAGACAAUCAAAAGGAUGAAGGGUCAGAAACCAAACCAGCACCGAAGCCAGUGUUCAACUUCGGAAGUAGUGUAUCACCUAACUUUUCACUCGAUGGCGUUAACAAUGCUUCAGGACCUAAACUUGAUUUUGGUGGAUCUGGUGCCCAAAAAGCAGCAGAAAAGCCAAUGUCAUUAUUUGGUGGAUCUAAAAAUACCCAAGUUGACGAUAAAGUUAAACCUCUUUUUGGAGAUCUAAAAUCCACCAGUACCCCCGGUUUUACUGCAGGAAGUAAAGGAGGAGAUACUAAAAGCGGAUUUUCUUUUGGAACCCCGUCGACAAAUUCGGGGAUGGAUUCCAAGGAAAGCGGUGGUGGUGCUGUCAAGGUUGAUGAACAAAAACAGCCGACGUUGAGCUUUGGAAUGCCUCCAAUUUCAUUAACUGCAGAGAAAUCGUCCGGAGAUUCAGCUCAUACUAAACCAAAGUUCAGUUUUGGAGCGAACACUCCCGUUUCUUCAUUCGGUUCUGCUGCCUCCCUUGGAGGUAACGCUGAAAACAAGCAGCCAAAUGGAACCUCAAACAUCAACACCUCAGGGGACAACAAAUUUGAUUUUGGCAAAAACGCCACCAGUACUGAUUUAAUUAAUGUUUCCAAAAAUGGACAACCUCCUUCUGCUCCUGUUUCAUCUACUGGCUCAGGAUUCAAUUUCAACGCAGGCCCUAGUACUCCAAACACUACAGGGGGGUUUUCUGGGUUCAAUACCAGCAUUAAACCCGCUGCCAACCGGAAGAUUGAGGAAGUUAAAAGUACGUUUGGUGCUCCAGCUACCGGGUUUACUUUCGGCACGGGCGCUAGCUCGCCGAGCGUGUUUGGCAAUGCCAACUCCGACACUAAUAAGACGUUUGGGGCUCCUGGCAUACCUGAUACGGCAGGUAAGAGUGCUUUUGGCAAUACAGGAAGUACGGGAACAAACGGUUUCAGUUUUGGUGCUAGUGGUGGUGCUUCUGCGUUUGGUGCCUCGCAACCUUCAAAUAGCCCAACACCCGGUGCUGCAAACCAGCAGCCGGCUACGGGCAAAAUCUUCUCCAUCAACAACAAUGCGUUCCCAUCUCUCAACCAAACACCGAAGACUGCAAUGAGUGGCUUUGGAGGAGCAAGUGGUGCAGCUGGAGCAGGACAAACUCCUUCAUUCAACUUCUCUGCUGCCCCAGCAGCAUCUAACGCGGUCGGGUUUCCUUCCGUUUCUAGUGCUUUUGGUGGUGUGACAAAUAACGGGAAUAGCGGCCCCAACAACAUGAUGAACAUGGGGAACGUGUUUGGUGGUAACGCGGGCAACUCAGGUUUCCCCAACACCAAUAUGAACAACGGCGGAAACAGUUCUGCGGGCAACAGCAGGUCCGGUACCCCAAGUUUCAACUUCACUGGCCAGUCCGGUAACGUUGACCCGUCCUCCAUCUUCCAGUCGUCCCAGAACGGUACCCCUCCUCCAGGCCAAUCGACCAUCAUGACCAGGAAGCGUGCCUACCCUCGUGGGAUGCGUAAUAGACGACAAUGAACGGGUGUUUCAUCCGCAACCUACAGCGCUACGACCCCCGACCACCUCGGUCUAUUGUAUAAGUAAGUAAGUACUCUGCAUCAAGGAAUAGAAUGUCAAACGAUAGAGAUCGAAACGUAGCAGACCUGCUUAGGGUCGUCGAUGUUGC
Molecule: messenger RNA, 3457 nt
Organism: Pichia membranifaciens NRRL Y-2026
Lineage: Eukaryota; Fungi; Ascomycota; Pichiomycetes; Pichiales; Pichiaceae
Exons: 1
Coding region: 52-3309 (1085 amino acids)
Source: RefSeq, a predicted model, not a curated record